GGGCGGAAGGGCUGGACCUGCUCCUGCGCAGAGCCGCUGCUGCGAUUGUGGUAGAAAACUAUCGCUUCUUGUCGCCAAACAGUGUGUGCCUUGUUAUUUGAGCGGACCGCCUCCUGAAUCGAACGAGAAAUAAGCAUCUCGCGCGAAUAAAUCGGAUAUACAAGGACUACCUAUCUGCACUGCUACAAUUUUCGGCUCUCCAGGCGGAGAGAAGGACAUCAUGGUCGGCAAAAAGUCUGGGAAGGCUCUCCUUCGGGAUGAGGGUCUCGAGCGGACAGACAACAACAUGGAGUUAUCGAGCUGGCCUCAGAUAGCAGCGAUCAACCAGAAGAACUACUAUACUGACUAUCUCAAACGCGAUGAUCAGUUCCUGGCGUUUCGCCUUCAAAACGAAGAAGCUAGGAACAAAAUGACCAAAACCGCAAAAGAUCGCGAUCGCGCGUUAGCAAUGGGGAAGACUGCGGACAUGGUUGAGGGCGAUAUGGAAAUGGACGGAGAUGCGAAUAUGGAGGAGGCUGAGGAGGUACAGGCUGAGACGGUCGGGUCAAAAGUCAUUGUGAUACACGUGGGGAGUCAAAAUCUGCGCAUCGGCCUGGCCAGCGAUGCCUUGCCCAAGACAAUACCAAUGGUUAUCGCAAGAAAGUCCCCGACUAGCGAAUCCGAAGACCGUGAACAGCCCAAUCCGAAGAGAGUGAAGUUGGAUGACGGGUCACCGACGGAGCCGGAGAAGAUGUUUGGCCCCGAGUUCUCUACCCAGUAUACGUCCAUGUGCUCGGAUCUCAAGGCCCACAUGAGGUUGAAUAAGAGGAGGACCCUUCCUAAUUCCAAGGAGAUGGUGAUCAAUUACAACCGGAGAACCGUCCCGGAAAACAUCCCAGAACACAACGAUCCCAUGCGUAUCGAUUGGACAGAAAUCCAAGACUCUGCCCCGGAGUACGUCGUUGGACAGCAAGCUCUACGGAUCCCGGACUCAUCGAAGCCUCGCUACAAGCUUUACUGGCCGAUCAAGCACGGUGUCCCUAACGAGAAGGAUUACAACAACAAGCGCCUCCUUUUUCUGGACAUGUCUCUGAUUUUUGAAGAUGCCAUCAUGAACCAAUUAGGACUAACCAGUAAGAAAGAAUGGUCACAAUUCUCGUGCGUCUUUGUCAUUCCCGAUCUCUACGAAAGGUCCUAUGUGACACAAGUCCUGGAAAUGCUUAUGAGAGAGUUCUCUUUCGCCCGAAGCUGCUUCAUCCAGGAGAGCUUGGCAGCGACUUUUGGUGCCGGCUUCACUUCCGCCUGUGUGGUCGACAUUGGCGCUCAGAAAACAUCCAUCUGCUGCGUCGAGGAAGGCAUGUGCAUCGAGAAUUCUCGAGUGAAUCUGAAAUACGGCGGUUAUGAUGUGACGGAAACUUUCAUCAAAAUGAUGCUCUAUGACCACUUCCCUUAUGCCGAGAUCAAUCUGUGGCGCCGAUACGACUUUCUCCUGGCAGAGGAGCUCAAGAAAAAUGUUUGCACGAUGAAUGAAGCGAGUGUUUCUGUACAAUUAUUUGAUUUUCACCUUCGCGUGGCCGGCCAAGACACGUGGAAGUACACGUUCAAGGCAUACGACGAGGUUCAUCUGGCUCCCAUGGGUUACUUCCAGCCUUCGAUUUUUGAUAACAUCGAGAAGCUGGAAGGUCGGAGGAAAUUGAUCUCGCGCUCGGUUGACAUUUACGACGGCCAACCGAACGACCCUGUUUCAGCAGCUCAAUCCGAGAUUUUGACCGAGAUCGCGCCUCUGCCUACAGUCAGUCAGCCGAACGGGGAGUCUCAGUCAAACAGUUUGGAUGUACAAGCAACUCCCAGCCGCUCACAGCAGGUGAACGCCCUUAGCCGUGUUCAGGAGCUGGACGCCACGCCUCACUCGUCAGUCGCCGGCUCCCCUGCUCCCGAGGUUGUUGGCACCCCCCAAGCGGGUGGGACUGGCACACCAAGCUUUGGCGGGCCAGGCCAAGGCGCAUCGACACGUGCGCCUGUAAUCGAAGACCGAGAUGACAUUUUGCCCGUAUUUCCUCUCGACAACGCAAUCUUGACGUCAAUCGCGCAUGCUGCACGCUCUGACGAGCGCAAAAUUCGAGACUUUAUGGGCGGUAUCAUGGUCGUCGGAGGAGGCAGCAUGAUCAACGGCCUCCAUCCCUUCCUCGAGGAGCGUCUCCAGCAGCUCCGGCCUGGUUUUGCAAAAGAAAUCAUGAUCGGAACGCCUCCUCGAGAAUUGGACCCCCAGGUCGUGGUUUGGAAAGGCGCCAGCGUCUUCGGCAAGCUGAACGCAACAAAUGACAGCUGGAUCGGACAACUCGAAUACGACAGACUGGGCCAUAGGCUAUUGGCAUACAAGUGCAUGUGGUCUUAUUGAAAGACGAAUGCCCUCUUCUUUUUCUGCUUGAUUUUCUGAUGUUUUCAACUAUUGGUUCUAUGAUAUCCUGGGCUUUGAGUAACAAUAUGGAGAGUUUGGCGAAUAUCACGGCUGUCGUAUGGUAGCAGACACAUAGGCAUUAAUUAGAGUCAAAUCUCUAAAUAAAAUGUCACACUUUUCAUACAUAUUUUCACAAUACAUUUGGAUCUGC
Penicilliopsis zonata CBS 506.65 is the source of this 2588-nucleotide messenger RNA. RefSeq lists its product as hypothetical. The transcript is spliced from 4 exons. Lineage: Eukaryota; Fungi; Ascomycota; Eurotiomycetes; Eurotiales; Aspergillaceae. Gene Ontology annotation, cellular component: Ino80 complex. The record is from RefSeq and is a predicted model, not a curated record. Gene Ontology annotation, biological process: regulation of DNA-templated transcription; double-strand break repair. The coding region runs from base 221 to 2377 and encodes 718 amino acids.